Messenger RNA from Colletotrichum gloeosporioides, 1578 nucleotides. Its product is annotated as N amino acid transport system protein. NCBI's taxonomy places the organism in Eukaryota, Fungi, Ascomycota, Sordariomycetes, Glomerellales, Glomerellaceae. Bases 1 to 1578 code for a protein of 525 amino acids. The transcript is spliced from 3 exons. Gene Ontology annotation, molecular function: amino acid transmembrane transporter activity. The record is from RefSeq and is a predicted model, not a curated record. Gene Ontology annotation, biological process: amino acid transmembrane transport. Gene Ontology annotation, cellular component: vacuolar membrane.
AUGGCUUCUCCCGUAACCGACGACAAAGUCAGCCCUCACGUAUCUGACGGCCAGGCCGACAUCGCUUCGACUAAGGGCGAGAUUGAGGAGACUCACGAUGUCUUCAGACAGACCGAGGAUGGCGUUCAGUUCCGGACGGUCAGCUGGCAGAGGGCCACCAUCAUCUUCUGCAAGAUCCAAUUCGCGAUGAGCAUUCUGAGUGUUCCUGGAGCUUUUGCGACGCUGGGAGCUGUUCCAGGUGCUGUGUCCCUCGUGGGAUGGCACGCUCUCAACACAUCCCUCGCCGACAUGUGCGGCCGCCUCUGGUCCCGCCCCGGCCGCGAGCUCGUCGGCCUCCAGAUCCUCAUCGCGCAGGUCCUCAUCUCCGCCGCGGGCAUCGUCUCCAUCUCCACCGCCUUCAACGCCGUCUCGUUCCACGGCACCUGCACCGUCGUCUUCACCCUCCUCGGCGCCAUCCUCAUCACCGCCUUCUCCUCCGUCCGCACCUUCAGCAAGCUCGGCUGGCUGACCUGGCUCGGCUUCACCACCUUUUUUGUGGCGGUCUUCGUCUUCGUCGUCGCCGUCACGAAGCAGGACCGCCCCGCCGUCGCCCCGCAAACCGGCCCCUUCGAGCUGGGCUGGACCGCCGUCGCGCACCCCACCUUCGUCGCGGGCAUCACCGCCAGCGCGAACAUCUUCAUCAGCAACAGCGGCUCGUCCAUGUACCUGCCUGUCAUCUCCGAGAUGCGCCGGCCGCAGGACUACCGCCGCGCGGCGCUCGUGACCGGUGGGUUGGUGCUGGCCAUGUAUUUGUCUUUCUCGCUUGUGAUCUACCGCUGGUGCGGCGUGUGGCUGGCCACGCCGGCCUUCGGCAGCGCAGGCCCGCUGUUCAAGAAGAUCUCGUACGGCAUCGCGCUGCCGGGGCUCAUCAUUGGCGUCGGUAUCUACCAGCACGUCGCGGCCAAGUACAUCUUCGUGCGAGUGCUUAGAGACUCGCACCACCUGCAGGAGAACACUGUCGUCCACUGGUCGACGUGGAUCGGGAGCAACCUGGUGCUUGGAAUUCUUGCUUUCAUCGUUGCCGAGGCAGUGCCGAUUCUCAACUACCUCCUGGGUCUGGCGGGCGCUAUCUGCUUUGCGCCGUUCAGUCUCGUCUUCCCCGCCCUGCUGUGGAUGCAGGACUUCUCGAGCUACAAGAGCGGCAGCAUCAAGCAGAAGGGUGCUUAUGGUUUCCACAUCCUCAUUGUCCUAGUCGGAUUAUUCAUGGUCAUCGCCGGAACCCACGUACCCGAAGGCUUAGAUGGGGCACUGGUCGCCCUUCUUGAUGAAGAAGCCGCCCUGCUCAGACGCGGUGAAAGUAACAUUGAUAUCAACGUCCGCCUCCCCGUCGUUCGCAAUCGCAAACUCAAACGCCACGUUGUCCGCGCAGGUGAAGCUGUUGAUCGUGACGAACGUGUCCUCGACGACGACGUUGUUCUCGACCUUGAGCGGGGGGAACGAGCCGACGAGCGCGCCGGUGGCGACGUUGCGGACGUCGAGGCGCGAGAACUCGGCGCCGCCGAGGUCGAUGGGGAAGCCGGCGUUGAACUGGCCGAUUAG